This is a messenger RNA of Podarcis muralis (Common wall lizard), 4243 nucleotides long. It is a transcript of the gene SNX19, whose product is annotated as sorting nexin 19. Gene Ontology annotation, cellular component: intracellular membrane-bounded organelle. Gene Ontology annotation, molecular function: phosphatidylinositol binding. NCBI's taxonomy places the organism in Eukaryota, Metazoa, Chordata, Lepidosauria, Squamata, Lacertidae. The record is from RefSeq and is a predicted model, not a curated record.
CCGGCCGGGACUCGGAGCCUUCCUGCGCCGCCCUGCCUUGACCCGGGCGGGCCGGCGCGGCGAGAAGCUGGGCGCGCGCUUUGGGGAGCCCCCGGGACUGACCUGUCGCGCGCCAGGGACAGGCUCUGCGCGCUGCAAAGCGAAGCGGGGAGGGAGAGGCGGCGUUGAACGUCUAGCUGCGCAAGAAAGCAGCCUUGUCGGUCUUCGCGAAAACCAGCAGCCCUCCCAUCGCCACCUUCCCCGGGGUUGCUUCAAGGGGGAAAAGAAGUUCGGGGAUUUCUUUCUACCUCGCAAAUACCGAGCGCGGGAGAGGACGCUUUGCAUUUGCAGCUUGCGUGCUUCUUCUUGUCCUUUUUCUUUGCCUUGCAACUUUCCCCCGUGCUCCGCUUGGCUUGUCAGCCUUUCCAGGCAGCUUAAAUAAGGCUUUGCCCUGAAGCCGGAUGGCACUUGCAGGCUCCCUGCUGCUUUAAAUCUAUUAGCGAAUAUAACAAUAAUAAUAAUCGAAAGAAAUGCUUCUUCAAAUCCAGCUUGGGCGAGCUUUCUUUGAUAGCAAUGCUUUAUUCACUGGAAAGAAGUGGCUGAACUAAUAAGCCUUUGCUCUGGCAAUCGCAGCAUCCACGCUGCUGUAAAUAUGUGAGCACUAAUGUUGAAAAUAAUAAGCAUGCCUAUUUCAAUCCAAGCCUUCGCUAGCCAAGAGAGAGCCAUGCUAUUUUAUUAAAUAGGAAGAAGUUUGGGGGGUGAGACAGAAAAUGCUAAGGAUCCGCGAUCCGGGUGCUGGCUUAGGCGACAUGACGGGCAGCCGGAAGCUGCUAGCCGUGGGGGCUGUUCUGGGAUGGCUGCUGGUCGUCCACUUGCUGGUCAAUGUCUGGUUGCUUUGUAUCCUCUCGGGGCUGCUGGCGGUGUUGGGUGGCUGGCUGGGCUCCCAGGCGGUGAUUGGGACCACCAGCAGAGUCCACCUGGAGAGGUUCCUCCUCCUCGAGAGCAGCCCUCCGAACCCCGACGCAGAGCAGCAGCUGGACAAGGAGAUUGAGGGCAUGAUUGGGAAGAUCGUUCGGGAUUUCGUGUCCUCCUGGUAUCGGUCGGUGAGCAGCGAGCGGGGCUUCGAGGACGAGGUGAAAAAGGCCAUGAUGGGCCUGGCUGUGGAGCUCAAGAGGCGGAUGGCCUUGAUAGACAAACAGGCUCUGACCCAGAAGCUGCUCCUGCUUGGAGGUUGCCACCUUCAGACUUACAAGAAAGCCCGCGAGAAAGCGGAGAUGGGGCAGAGCUCUGGAGACCCUGCCCAGAGGGCCGAUCACCUAUGGCGAGCGUACUCAGAACUGUCAGACCCCCACAUGGCUGUCCAGAGCCCCGCCAGCGAGGUGGAUUAUGCUCGGCGCAUCGUGGACUUGCUCCUGCACGUUCUGGUGCCUGAGCCGCACCUGGAGACCAGGACUGGGCGCUUUGUGGUGGUGGAGCUGGUGACUUGCAAUGUGCUGCUGCCCAUGAUCAACAAGAUGGCGGACCCUGACUGGCUCAACCUGCUGCUGAUUGGGAUUUUCUCCAAGAUCAAAGCCGCGGGAGGGAAUGAGAAGCCGGAGACGGCGCCAGCCCUUUCUCCAUGCCAGCCUGCGGUACCCAGUUCAUUGCCGCUGGCCUUUCUGUUGGAAGCCGCCCCGGAGAACAGGACAGUUUCCCCGAGGAAUUCCGAGCCGUCGAUCGGAGACGCGCUGGAUGGCUUGGAGUGGAGGGAGCCUUUCAGCAGAGAGCUGAGUGCUGACUUGGAUAGUAGGAGAGUUAGCACCUCUUCCGUGCCCUGCCUCCAGCCUGAUACCCUGGAGUCCUUCUUCCCCUGCGAAGACCUGGAAGUUGAGUCUCCAGUGUCGGAAGUAGGAAAGGACUCUGCAGGGCUCAUGCCCCGGGAGGAAUUCCUUGUGGAGUCCCUCGCCGCCCUGGAGGAACCUGAGAGCUUGUUUCAAGAGGAUGGCCUAGGCGCCAAGGGCAGGUACUCGGAGUAUGCUGCCGGGUCCAGCUCCGAAAUGAGGCCCCGAAUCCCCUCCUUGAGCCCCUGCCCCGAUAUCCAGAUCGAGGCCGCUGAGGAGAAGGAGGAGACCUUGGCUUCGCUGACGGCUCUUUUGGAGGACUCGGAGAAGACCUUCCUCAGGCGGCCGUCCUACCUGGACAAGGAGCUGGUGGCUUCCGAAAGCCUGGCCCACAGCCCUCAAGACCUUGCCCAGCUGCCAGGGCUGCUGUCUUCGUCCCCCACCGCCCCCUUGGGCACCUUCAGCUUUGAGCCGCUCAGCAGCCCCGAUGGGCCUGUCGUCAUCCAAAACCUGCGCAUAACUGGCACCAUCACCACCCGAGAGCACAGCGGGACAGGAUUCCACCCCUACACCUUGUAUACUGUGAAGUAUGAGACGACUUUGGACAGUGAAAAUGCCAGCGGCCUCCAGCAGGUAGCUUACCACACCGUGAACCGGAGAUAUCGAGAGUUCUUGAACCUGCAAACGAGACUGGAGGAGAAGCCAGACCUGCGGAAGUUCAUUAAAAAUAUUAAAGGUCCAAAGAAGAUCUUUCCCGACCUUCCUUUCGGUAACAUGGACACAGAUAAAGUAGAAGCCAGGAAAAGCCUCUUGGAGUCAUUCUUGAAGCAACUGUGCGCUAUUCCUGAGAUUGCCAACAGCGAGGAGAUGCAAGAAUUCCUGGCCCUGAACACAGACGCCAGGAUUGCCUUCGUCAAAAAGCCCUUUGUGGUCUCCAGGAUUGACAAGAUUGUGAUGAACGCCAUUGUGGACACUUUGAAAACGGCCUUCCCCCGGUCUGAGCCGCAGAGCCCAACAGAAGAGCUCAGUGAGGCAGAGGUGGACGGGAAACCCCAGAACGAAGGGAAGAAGGCUAGCAAGCCUAGGCUGAGAUUUGCAUCCAGCAAAAUUGCUCCAGUCCUGAACGUGCCUGGAGCGCAGGAGAAGAUUGCAUAUUCUUUCAAGGAAGGCACCGCUGUCUCAGAGUUCUUGUCCCUGGCAAGAAUGGAGUCCUUCAUCCAGAAGCAGGAGAAGCUGAUGGAGGCCGUGUUUGACGAGAGCCCAGAGGGCGAGGCAGACCGAGAUCCUAAUGCCUUUAGACGUGCAUCCAGUUUGGACAUCGGGAAGCCCAUGAAGGCACCACAGCAGCCAGCAGAGGGCAGCAGCAAUCCUGAGUCGGAGACAUUACUUGCGGAUGUUGCCUUGGACCUCCUCCGCCUGAUUAUGGUGGAUCACUGGAGCUGGCUGUGCACGGAGAACAUGCAGAAGGUCCUGCAACUGCUCUUUGGGAGCCUGGUCCAGAGGUGGCUGGAGGUUCAGGUGGACAAUCUGACCUGCACUCAGCGCUGGGUACAGUACCUUAGGUUGCUCCAGGAAUCAAUAUGGCCUGGUGGGGUCUUGCCUGCAGCCCCCAAACCACUCAGAACAGAGGAACAGAAGGCUGCAGCAGAAAGGCAGGCCUUACAGAUUCUCAUGGGGAUUCUGCCUGAAUUAAUCCUGGAAAUCCUUGGGACCAGUAAAUGUCGACAGAGUUGGAGCCUAGUCCUGGAGUCCAUGCAACAUCCUAUCAUAAACAGGCACAUGGUUUACUGCCUCGCAGACAUCCUCCUGGAAUUUUUGAUCCCCGAUUCCCAAGUGGAUGAAUCCAAAGCAACAUCCGCCAUAGGCACUCCUGCCUGUGGAGUGACUGAGAGAGCGGGCCCUUCAACUCACUAACUCAGAAUGGCUUUGCUAGCAGUGGAGGAGAAGUGUGUGUGUGUGUGUGUGUGUGUGUGUGUGUGUGUGUGUAGAGGUGAACCCCUAGGUAUCAAUUCUUGGCAUUUCAUUUCUGUUGGACUGAGUCAUGGGCCUCUGCUGAUGAAGGUGCACAAGACUGGCUGCUGAAACUAAGAUGAGUGGUCCAAAGGUGUUUACUUGUACUGUAAAAAUAGUGUCCAUUCCAUAACUCAGGAGAGCUCAGGAGCAGCUCUUGAUUAGAAGGUAUCCUCUUCUUAUAGAGGUGAAUAAGCUUGAGAAUGGGACAAGACCUCACUGGGAUUCCUGGAUAGAUGUGAUUUCACUUCUUGCAUGUUGUUUUUUUAAGCUACGUUCAAGCUAGUAAGCUUCGACACUCCCAAGACUACAUGCAGAUAUAUGGGCAUUCCAUUUCAUGAUCUCUCCCCAUUUUCCUUUACACAACAUUAUGCUCAAGAGUCGGAAAUCAAAUGUUUAGUAAAUAAAAGAAAAUAAAACUAUCCUUUAUUUGG